AGAUAUAGAGGGAGAAGAAGAGACGUAUGUGACUGAUAUGAAGGCAGAAUAUACAGAGGGAGAAGAAGAGACAUAUGUGACUGAUAUGAAGGAAGAAGAUACAGAGGGAGAAGAAGACACGUAUGUGAGGGGUGAUCAGCAGUGUAAGGAGGAGGAGAUCCCUACAGAUAUCAGCACAGAUGGGCACACAAGCAGGAACAUCUCAGAAGGACAUCUAAUGUUAUCCCUGGAUUCUGAAAUAACCGAUAACGACAGUAGACAGGAUUCUCCAGGAGCUAACCCCAUUACCCCAAUUAUACAUCCAGCUCUAUCAGCUGGUCUCUCUGAUCCUGGGAAAUGUUCUCCUGAUCACUCUGAUAUUGGUGCAUCUGUUACAGCUCUGACAGUAGAUACAGUGUUUCCCUGUUCUAUAUAUGCCAAAUGUUUUACACAGAACACAAAGCGUAUUACCAAUCAGCCAGCUAAGGCAGGUGAGAGUCCAUUUCCAUGUUCUGAGUGUGGGAAAUGUUUUACAUAUAAAUCAUAUCUUGUUAGACAUGAGAGAAGUCACACAGGUGAGAAGCCGCAUUCCUGUUCUGAGUGUGGAAAAUGUUUUCCACAGAAAUCAGAUCUUGUUCCACAUCAGAGAAGUCACACAGGUGAGAAGCCAUUUUCCUGUUCUGAGUGUGGGAAAUGUUUUUCAUCGACAUCACAUCUUGUUAUACAUCAGAGAAGUCACACAGGUGAGAUGCCAUUUUCCUGUUCUGAGUGUGGGAAAUGUUUUACACGGAAAUCAGUUCUUGUUAUACAUCAGAGAAGUCACACAGGUGAGAAGCCGUUUUCCUGUUCUGGGUGUGGGAAAUGUUUUACACGGAAAUCAGUUCUUGUUAUACAUCAGAGAAGUCACACAGGUGAGAAGCCAUAUUCCUGUUCUGAGUGUGGGAAAUGUUUUGCACUGAAAUCACAUCUUGUUCCACAUCAGAGAAGUCACACAGGUGAGAAGCCAUUUUCCUGUUCUGAGUGUGGGAAAUGUUUUUCAUCGACAUCACAUCUUGUUAUACAUCAGAGAAGUCACACAGGUGAGAUGCCAUUUUCCUGUUCUGAGUGUGGGAAAUGUUUUUCAUCGACAUCACAUCUUGUUAAACAUCAGAGGAGUCACACAGGUGAGAAGCCAUUUUCCUGUUCUGAGUGUGGGAAAUGUUUUUCAUGGACAUCAGAUCUUGUUAGACAUGAGAGAAGUCACACAGGUGAGAAGCCAUAUUCCUGUUCUGAGUGUGGGAUAUGUUUUACACAGAAAUCAGCUCUUGUUAUACAUCAGAUAAGUCACACAGGUGAGAAGCCAUAUUCCUGUUCUGAGUGUGGGAUAUGUUUUACACAGAAAUCAGCUCUUGUUAGACAUGAGAGAAGUCACACAGGUGAGAAGCCGUAUUCCUGUUCUGAGUGUGGGAAAUGUUUUGCACACAAAUCACAUUUAGUUAUACAUCAGAGAAGUCACACAGGUGAGAAGCCAUUUUCCUGUUCUGAGUGUGGGAAAUGUUUUUCAUCGACAUCACAUCUUGUUAUACAUCAGAGAAGUCACACAGGUGAGAUGCCAUUUUCCUGUUCUGAGUGUGGGAAAUGUUUUGCACACAAAUCAUAUUUUGUUAUACAUCAGAGAAGUCACACAGGUGAGAUGCCAUUUUCCUGUUCUGAGUGUGGGAAAUGUUUUUCAUCGACAUCACAUCUUGUUAGACAUCAGAGGAGUCACACAGGUGAGAAGCCAUUUUCCUGUUCUCAGUGUGGGAAAUGUUUUGCACGGAAAUCAGUUCUUGUUAAACAUCAGCGAUUUCACAGAUGAGAAGCCAUUUUCAUGCUGUGAGAGAAAUAAAUCUGCUCUUGUUGAACAUAUUAGACAUUACCCAAGUACGGAACCAUUUACAUCUUCUGGAGUAUAAUUAUCACUGCCGUCCAAUGUUCCUCAAGGGUGAAUCCGAUCUCUUAUGCUUUAUAAAAUAUACAUGCUACCACUGGGUGAUAUAAUCAGACGUCAUGGCCUGGUAUACCACUGCUAUGCAGAUUGCCUGCUUUUUGCACCAUGUACUGAGAACGUAAUACCAAUCCUAAAUGGUUGUCUAGCUGAGCGCCUGGGGUUGAUGAUGCCAGUUGGCUGUGACUCAGUCUUUGUGAAACAUAAUAGAAGCUCACCAACAAAGGACAAGACUACAGCUUUACCAACCAUCUGGAUUUUUGCUUUGGUGUUCAGAAUUGCAAAAUACUAAACAUGUGCUGAAUCUUUGUGUUGUCCUGGUAUGUGGCUGACACAGACAUCAGGUAUCUGCCACAUACUAAUCCUAAUUCUUCCAUCUGUGGACCAUAGCCAGAAUCAAGCACUUGAUUCCCUCAGAAGUUCAUAGACUACUGCAAUGCCAUCUACCUGGGUCACCCAGCAAAAGAAUUACAGAGCUUGCAGCUAGUACAGAAUGCAGCAGCAAAGCUGUUACCUAACCAGCUCAUUCCUGCCACAUAACACCCAUUCUCUACUCCCUUCACUGGCUGCCUGUAAGAUGACAAAUCUAUUUCAUAAUUGGCUAACUGACCUUCCCAGCCCAACAUUACAUGGUCCAAGGUACUAGAAGCAGCUUCUGCCUCCUUACUGCCCUGCUUGCUUGCUUGCUUCUACAGAUGGACUGUUACCAGCAGUACCAAGAAUCUCCUGUCAUUCAUUUAUGGGUUGAACGUUUAGCUUUGACCAUGGAACUCACUGCCUUGCACAGUCCAAGAGGCCUCCACUCUAGAGACCUUCACAAACAGACUGAUGACUGUUACUCACGCUUUUCAUUAAUGUACCUCUAUUUACUUCCUAAAUAAUACAUCCCAAAUGCUUAGGUCUUUUUUCUGCUGUUUAUUUUGUAUCUUGUGCUUUAUGUAAAUGUGAAUGUCUAAUACCAGUUUGCACAAUCUGUAUUGCUGCACGACAAUAUGGCGGCCAUUGGAACGUGUUUUCACUUCUUCUAGUUUGCCUAACUUGUUGCAGACACUCAUCUUGAUAAGGAGUGUCUGAGUGUUUUCAGAUACAAGAUCCUGUCCAUAUAUACCCUGUACAUUAUCAUGUGCAUUAGAGUCACCCGGGUUCCAUCUGCGGUGGUUUGUUGUAUGUUACAUCUAUAUGGUGCGGAUACUCCCCUGUGUUUCAUAAUAAAAGCUUUUGUUUGCAUCUAAUUAUUACAUUAAAGCUUUUAUUUUUUAUUCUG
Pseudophryne corroboree (corroboree frog) is the source of this 3209-nucleotide messenger RNA. RefSeq names its product zinc finger protein 260-like. Gene Ontology annotation, cellular component: nucleus. Gene Ontology annotation, molecular function: RNA polymerase II transcription regulatory region sequence-specific DNA binding; DNA-binding transcription factor activity, RNA polymerase II-specific. The record is from RefSeq and is a predicted model, not a curated record. The transcript is spliced from 2 exons. The coding region runs from base 38 to 1816 and encodes 592 amino acids. Lineage: Eukaryota; Metazoa; Chordata; Amphibia; Anura; Myobatrachidae. Gene Ontology annotation, biological process: regulation of transcription by RNA polymerase II.